GUGUCGAUCGAGUAUAUAUACUAGACUUGAGAAGAGAGAGAUGGGGAUGGUCUUUGUGUGAAGGGAAACUGCUCUAAGUUGUUUCAGUCCUGAGCACAAAGGAACUGCCAAAAAUUCCAAAUACUCCAAUGCAUCAUUAGUUAUAAAUCCAAAGUAUUUUGAUAAUUUUUCAUAAUGGCAGGCAUGAUCUACUGCAAUUUGCUGGGGGCACUGAGAGAAUUGACACAAGUUUCAGGGGAUCUUGCGUUAGUGAAUGUUCCCGAGCCCCUAAUCUCUCCAGUUACAGAGGAGGGUGUUCCUAUUAGAAAAUUGUUCAUUGGGAAUUUGGCUGAACGUACGACGAAUAAAGACCUCCAAAAAUUAUUCUCCGAAUACGGAAAAGUGGACAGUUGUUACAUAAAAAGAAAUCAAGGAAAGAGUAAUUUUGCCUUCGUGACAUUCAAUGCUGUCGAAGGUGGAAUAAAAGCCCGAAAAGCUGCUCAGAGAAUGGAGUUGCAAUUGCACUGUAGAAUUCUGCGUGUCUCCUCAGCGGACUCGUGGCAUCAGCCAGAUAGCAUCGAGAAUCAGAAGAGAUUCUCCUCACUGAAGGAGAAGCAAAAUAAAAAUGAGGAACAAGUCUCUGUGCAGCAGAUACCACAAGACGAUUCGCCUAUUCAAGUGCUCAACGACGACUGUUUGAUAGAAAUAUUCCUGUACCUUCCGAUUGCCGACAGAAUAAGAAUGGAGAGAGUCUGCAAACGCUGGCAGGCACUCUCCCAAGAGUCCUGGAGGUCCGUCAAGCGACUGGACCUGGUGAGGGGCAACUGGGGCCUCUCCCCAAAAAUUCGUCUUCAAAACAUCGACACAAGUACUCUGAGAAAAGUUCUCAUAAAAUGUGGACAAUUCCUGACACACUUGGAUCUGUCCAAAUAUCCCCACCUCUUGGGCUCGAGUACAUUAACAAUCGUAGGAAAAUUCUGCCCCAAUUUGCAAUGCAUCAAUGUGAAAGCUCUGGAGCUAUCGCCAUCUGGAAUUGCUUCGUUGAUGACAAACUGCCAGAAUAUCACCAAGUUCGUGAUGAAGUCUCUGACAGGGCCAUGUGAGAAUUACCUGUCACAACUGUUCAUGGUUAAUAAGAAAUUAGUCAAGGUUGAAAUUGAGGAUGAGCAUGUUAUCGGAAAAUGUCUUGGGCAGUUGCCAACUGACACUGUUGAGGAGAUUCACUUGAUUCUUUGCACCUCUGUACUGUCUACUUAUUUUGAUGCUGCCCUCCAGAAAUUCCCAUCUCUAAAAAAAUUAACAUUGAACACAUGUGUCUGUCUGACAGACAGCUCAUUAAAAACAAUCGGCAAGAUCGAGACAUUAACGCAUUUGGAAUUGAGUGGGAAUUACCCAACAUUCUCGGCCAGUUCCAUGAAUCAUUUGACAAACCUCUCCAAUUUGGAGCACUUGAAUCUCUGUCACAAUAUCGUGGUGACCGAUGAAUUCCUCAUCAAUCUCUCUGGUAGUUGUAAAAAAUUGAAUCAUCUGGACAUCACUGGAUGUGAAGCCAUCACAAACAAGGCCAUUGGGAGCUUGUCAUCGUUGCCAAGAUUGGAAAGUCUCGUGAUAAGUUGGUUGACACAAGUGACUGACCAGCCUUUGGGCAAUUUACAAAGUCUAAAGAUCUUGACAUGCUGGGGCUGUCAACUUAUUCAAGACGCGGGUGUAGUCAAACUCAUAAAAAUGGCCCCAAAUCUCGUGUCGUUGGAUCUAUCAAGAUGUUCAAUUUCUAACAGUACCAUUGAGGCAGCCAUAUCAACGACUAAACACAGAAAAACCCACACUAUGCUCAAGAUAAUCGUUGGUAAAACAAAAGUUGAGCUCUCACAAAUUUCUGGAGUAUCUCCAUUCCUCCAGAUUGUUAAUAUUGAUUUGUCCAUGCCUCGGGGGAUGAUUACUACUGAUGCGAGAGAAAUUUUAUGAUUGUGCUUGGGAAUUGUGUUGUGAAUGGAGAGGCCUGUGGAAAUUGUGUGAAAUCUGUCCUGAUAUUUUCUAUUGGUUGAAUUUCGAAUGUGAAAUAGACUGCUAAUUAAAAAUGAAUGAAAAAAAUUGGUAGAACAUUUUUGCCUUCUGUAAGAAAUUCUAUCGAAGAUUUUUUCGAAGUGUUAUCUAUUGAUUAAAAAAGUCAAUAGAUUUUUAUUUUUGUGUAAAAACUCUUGGGCAUAAAUGUUCCAAGUUUUUAAAAAUUGUAUUUUUAAUUGUUUCUCAUGAUGAAAUCUAAAAAAAACAGGUAAUUCAUGCCCAAGAACUUUUACGAGAACAAUUCCGAUGGAAAAAGUUAUAUUUAAAAAUCGUUAUGAAAAUAUCAUCAUAAAUCGUAAAAAAACGUAAACAUGCAUCAUUUUUGAUAGAAUUGGGAGGAAAAAUAGAGAAUUUAUGUUUUUCCUAAGAAAUUCUAUUGAAUUACUGUUGAAAUUCUAUUCAAUAGAUCUUUGACAGAAAAAAGUAAAUAGAUUUUGAUUUCUCUACAAAAAUGCUUGAGCAUAAAUGUCCAAGUUAUUUCAAGCUGUAUUUUUAGUUGUAUCUCAUGAUGAAAUCUAAGAAAGAAAACAGGUACUUCGUGCCCAAGAAUUUUCAUGAGAACAAUUCCGAUGGAAAAAGUUAUAUUGAAAAAUCAUCUAUCAAUCAAUAUUUAACAAAAAACAUAAACAUAAUUUUUGAUGGAAUCGGGGCAAAAAAUAAACAGAUUUUUCUAACAAAAUUCUAGUAGAACUUUCGCAAUUGUUCUAUCCAAUUGUUUCAUUACUGCAAUCAAAGUUCGAUAGGUAUUCAACUCGUCUCCAUGAUUUUUGUAAUUACACUGUGAUAUCACUCCCUUCGCUCAUGGAAUUCAAUAGCAGUGUGACUUAAUGAGAAGCUCACUACGACAGAUUGGUAAAGAACAUUUGAUAAAUUUCCACUUUUAUACCUAGUAUGUACUUCUAGCAUCAGGGGCUUUCAUUUUUAGUGUAUGUAAUGUAUUCUAUCAUUGUUUAUUUAUUUCUCCGAGUAUUGUAGGAUUCAUAAUUAUCAGUUAUUUAAUUUUGUAAUGGCUUCAUACCAUGGAGUGUUAGGAUUUCUAACUUAGUAUUUAUAUUCGUGUGAAUGUCGAGUGGUUCUGCGUACAUAAAUAAACGUGUUUGUUGUAUUUUCAGAAUAUGAAUAAAUAAUGCCAUUAUUUCA
Molecule: messenger RNA, 3183 nt
Organism: Diachasma alloeum
Lineage: Eukaryota; Metazoa; Arthropoda; Insecta; Hymenoptera; Braconidae
Product: putative RNA-binding protein EEED8.10
Exons: 4
Coding region: 175-1944 (589 amino acids)
Biological process (GO): SCF-dependent proteasomal ubiquitin-dependent protein catabolic process
Cellular component (GO): SCF ubiquitin ligase complex
Molecular function (GO): protein binding; RNA binding
Source: RefSeq, a predicted model, not a curated record